AUGUACCUCUACUCUGCACAGGAUCUGAUUAAAACGCGUUUGUCAAUGCAAAAGUACGGCGACGGUUAUUACAAAAGCACACCCGAUGCACUGAAGAAAAUCGUCCGGGCCGAAGGAUUUAGGGGCCUAUAUAAGGGUCUCCUGCCCACAGUUGUGGGUGUAGUGCCAUUUGAAG
Molecule: messenger RNA, 175 nt
Organism: Sphaeroforma arctica JP610
Lineage: Eukaryota; Ichthyosporea; Ichthyophonida
Exons: 1
Biological process (GO): transport
Molecular function (GO): transmembrane transporter activity
Source: RefSeq, a predicted model, not a curated record